AUGGAUUUCACAAAUUUAAAAAAACAUAAAUCAUCCUCAUGCUAAACAAAUAAACAAAUUCAAUUUAGAUUAUUUAAAUGAACACACAGACACAUACAAGCAUACAUAUUCAUGAAUACAUUCAUAUACAGAUAUCUAAUUUAAAAUAACAUGCAUUUCAUCUCCUUUUUUCCAUAAAUCCCUUAUUUUUAUGUAUUGUAAGGCCUAAUUUUGCACAGCCCUUUGUCUUUGGGGUCAAAAGUCUCACUGGUGUAAUAUCAAGGUACUCUUGGUCUAUAAUGCUGUCACUUAAGAUAAGGUAGCUGAUGAAAGGAGGAGACAUGAAGAUUUGUUUUGCUCCGGCUGAUGUGCCUCUGGUUAGGAGGAUCCAGACUGCUGUCGUACUGCAGUGGGUGUUCUCUUUCCUGGCGCUCGCCCCCACCUGUAUAUUAGUCUUUCUCUUGCUACUCUUCACUCGUUUCUGGCUAAUCAGUGUGCUUUAUGCCAUCUGGUGGUACAUCGAUUGGGACACACCUUCACAUGGAGGUAGAAAAGUGCCAUUUCUGUGUCGAAUGCGCAUAUGGGAGUAUAUGAGAGAUUAUUUCCCUAUAAAGCUGGUGAAGACAGCUGAUCUGGACCCUAAGAAGAACUAUGUGCUGGGUUUCCAUCCUCAUGGUAUUCUUGUGGCCGGUGCAUUUACAAAUUUCUGCACGGAGGCGACAGGUUUUAGCAAACUCUUCCCUGGGCUGAGAAGCAACCUUCUCAUGCUUCCUCUCUGGUUCAGAGCCCCCUUCUUCAGAGACUACAUUCUGUCUGCAGGCUUGGUUCCAUCGGACAAGGAGAGUGCCAGCUAUCUGCUCCGUCAGAAGGGAGGGGGGAACGCUGUGGUCAUUGCAGUUGGCGGUGCCCCUGAGGCUUUGGAUGCCCAUCCUGGGGACUACACUGUUCACCUCGCCAAUAAGAAGGGCUUCAUUAAGCUUGCAAUAGAGCAUGGUGCAGAUUUGGUUCCUAUAUAUUCAUUUGGAGAAAACGAGGUAUUUGAUCAGGUGGAGAACCCUCGAGGCACCUGGCUGCGAUAUAUUCAAGAGCGCAUGCAACGCAUUAUGGGCAUUUCUCUGCCUCUCUUCCAUGCACGAGGUGUUUUCCAGUACAGCUUCGGCCUAAUGCCCUACAGAAAACCCAUCAACACUGUUGUGGGUAGGCCAAUCCCAGUAGAGAAAAACGAGAAACCAACGGCAGAAGAACUGGACGUGUUUCACCAGCGCUACAUGGACGAACUCAGCCGCCUGUUUGACGAACACAAAGGAAAUUAUGGAGUAGAUGAAGAUGCUCACCUGCUGUUCCAGUGAGAGGAUCUCUGAAGUGACUCUGAAAUUGUGUACGUAUGUGUUUACAAGAAAGAGAUAGAAAGACAGUUAUGUAUAUCUAGUUUAGUCUCAGCUGUAUAUUGUCAGCUUUUAAACCAUUGCUGUUUUGUUUACCAGUU
Carassius carassius (crucian carp) is the source of this 1465-nucleotide messenger RNA. RefSeq names its product 2-acylglycerol O-acyltransferase 2-A-like. NCBI's taxonomy places the organism in Eukaryota, Metazoa, Chordata, Actinopteri, Cypriniformes, Cyprinidae. The transcript has 7 exons. The record is from RefSeq and is a predicted model, not a curated record. Gene Ontology annotation, cellular component: endoplasmic reticulum membrane. Gene Ontology annotation, molecular function: 2-acylglycerol O-acyltransferase activity; diacylglycerol O-acyltransferase activity. Bases 306 to 1328 code for a protein of 340 amino acids. Gene Ontology annotation, biological process: triglyceride biosynthetic process; diacylglycerol biosynthetic process.